Molecule: messenger RNA, 813 nt
Organism: Diospyros lotus (date-plum)
Lineage: Eukaryota; Viridiplantae; Streptophyta; Magnoliopsida; Ericales; Ebenaceae
Exons: 1
Coding region: 104-628 (174 amino acids)
Source: RefSeq, a predicted model, not a curated record
AGAGAGGCCCGGAGAGCCCUUAGACGGUGAAGAUAAACAAGCGAGAAGCAAGGGAGGAAAAGCGAGCAAGCUGGAUCAAGAAGUGGGGCGGAAGCGAUCAACAAUGGCCGAUGCUUGCUGGAUCCACGUCGUUAUCGAGGCCGACAACGGCGACGACUUGUCUUCCUGGGAGAUCGUUAAUUCCUCCUCCGACGAUGACGCAAUCGAGGACUAUUCGUACGAUGACGAUGACGACGACGUCUACGUGUUGGAAUCCCCGUCUUCCGAUCUCUCAGUGCAAUCUCCGCCAUUCGAUCACGCCGAUCUGAAAGUGGAUCAUCAUCGCCGUCCUUGCGAAGAAGAUUUGGGGGAACACAUAUCGAUAGAUGAACAGUUUGGAUACCAUGGCUACGGCGACUACGAUGACGAUGGGGAGGAGGACGAGAACGAGGAGCAGGAGGAGUGCGACGAUGACGGUUUGGACGAUGAGUUGGUGCCGAAGAGUGUGAGCGAUCGAUUUGGGAGGGAAAGGCUGAGGAAAUUGGGGAAGAGGGCGUAUUCAAAGAUGAACAAGUCGAAGAGGCUGCCCUACUUGUCCAAUCGCCCUGGCUGUGUACGCGGCAAGCACGGCCUUGGCUUGAAAUGGUGAUUCGUUGGGUUCCUAAUCUUGUUUAGGUUUGUAUAGCUGUCCAAUUUGAUUAGCUCUGAUCUGGAUUUUAUUUUACUUCCAGGUUCUUGUUGUUUCGUUGUAUUUCUGAUGUCUAUGAAUUUUAAUUUGCGCUAUGUAUGUAUAUAUUACUAUCUUAUUUUUUAAUUUUAGGGUUGAUUCGUAAA